Brassica napus (rape) is the source of this 732-nucleotide messenger RNA. RefSeq names its product secreted RxLR effector protein 161-like. The transcript has a single exon. Bases 1 to 732 code for a protein of 243 amino acids. Lineage: Eukaryota; Viridiplantae; Streptophyta; Magnoliopsida; Brassicales; Brassicaceae. The record is from RefSeq and is a predicted model, not a curated record.
AUGGAUCAAAACCACAAGCUUGCGAAAGCUACAGGUUUGGUGCUCGCAGAUCCAGAGCAGUAUCGACGCCUUACGGGUCGACUUAUAUAUCUUCUUGCAACCCGUCCUGACCUUGCCUACGCGGUACACAUUCUUUCACAAUUUAUGCAUACACCACAAGAGGAACAUUGGCUUGCUGGCUUGAAAGUGGUUCGUUACUUAAAAGGAACAGUGGGUCAAGGGGUUAUCUUUCGGGCUAACACUGCGUUUUCUUUAACUGGCUGGUGUGAUGCAGAUUGGGGGGCAUGCCCUACAAGUCGACGCUCACUUACUGGUUGGAUUAUACAGUUUGGGGCAUCACCGAUUACUUGGAAAACCAAGAAACAGGAGGGUGUAUCUCUUUCAUCUACUGAAGCAGAGUUUCGAGCAUUGCGUUCUAUCACAAAAGAAGUUAUAUGGUUGAAGGAACUUCUUCGUGAACUGGGACUCCCUCAUGCCGAUGCAGUCACAAUAUGCUGUGACAACAAGUCAGCAAUUCAUCUCAGUGCCAAUCCCAUUCUUCAUGAACAAACAAAACAUAUGGGUAUCAUUUGUUCGUUCGUUCGUCACGAAAUAGCCAAAGGUGUUAUCAAAGUGACUUACGUUCCCACUACAGAGCAGUUUGCCGACAUUCUAACCAAAGCAUUAGGACGUAAGGAGUUCAAUACAUUUCUUCUCAAGUUAGGCAUUUACAAUAUCCAUGCUCCAACUUGA